This is a messenger RNA of Paracoccidioides lutzii Pb01, 1383 nucleotides long. RefSeq lists its product as hypothetical. The coding region runs from base 1 to 1383 and encodes 460 amino acids. The record is from RefSeq and is a predicted model, not a curated record. The transcript is spliced from 2 exons.
AUGGCAGCAGCUCCUGUUCCGGACUUCCAUAGCAUUGUUCUUUCUCCCUCCUUCACGUUCCUCGUUGGGCCGGAACAUGCAAAACUUACCAUUCAGUCUGGUCUUGCCAAACAUGUCUCUCAGCGGCUCGAUGAAUUGAUGAACAAUGGUCACACGCGCGAGUCACGACAUCACAUCGCGGUCCUGGAGGAAGAAGAUGUCGAGACCUUCGUCGGGUUCUGCGAGUAUGCGUACACCGGUGACUACACUGUUCCAAAUCCCAAGGCAACUUCGAUUGGACGUGGGGGAAACGAAGGGGCUGCAGGGUUGGCUUCACCAUUAGCUACCCCUACUCGUCCCCCUGCGCCCUCGCCGCCAGCCACUCCGCAGCCGGGUGAGGAGCUGCAGAUAACUGCAGGAGACGGAGGUGAGGAAGGUGAAGGGGCAGCAGAAGGAGGAGAGGAAAAGGUGGAAGGAGAACAAGAUGGUGAUGUAAAUCAAGAGUCUAGCAAAGGCAAAAGGGUGAAAAGAGGGAAGAAGAAGCAGAAAGGAGGGGCUGCAAAGGGUGCUCAGGGUCUCGACGAAGGCCCAGCAGCAAAUCUGACCCCACCAAGAACACCUCCACCAAUUGCAGAAAUAGCACAACAAACACCACCAGCAGAAGCAGUAGAUCCCACCAAUCUUGACGAAACAGCAGUGCCAAAUCCUUGCAUACCCCCUUCAGAAGCAGUCUCUGCCGCGCCCGACUGGUUCGACUUCGAAGCGACCCCUAAGCCCGAAAUGCUCAGACCCAACUCUGCCUCCCAAGGAUCCUUCAUUUCCUCUAAAUCCCAUGGCCUGGGUCUAUGGGGCGAAUUCGCCUCCCUACAAUACAUCCACCACCAACCUGCGUCCGGUGGCAUGGCCCUUCCCUCCCCUCUCUCCCGCAACACACCAGGCUACGGCAUAGCCGUUUCUGGCACCGAACCCAUCCCCUACCUCCUUUUCCACGCCAAGAUAUAUGUCUUCGCUACCCGCUUCCAAAUCCCAACCCUCGCCCAACUUACCCUUCAAAAACUUCAUCGCGACCUGAUGUCCUUCCCACUCUCCGCAACGACGGACAAUCUAGGCCCUUCUAGCGCUGCAGCAGUCAUCCAGCUAUUGCACUUCGUUUUUACCAGGACAACACGUGAUGACCCCGUCUUCACGCUGACGGGCCCGAAUCCGACAGCACACAGGCAGAAUGAGCUGCGAAAACUGGUCACGCAUUAUGCUGCAUGCAAAGUGCGGGAACUAGUGAGCUACGAGCCGGCGGCGCCUUCGUUGACUGAUAUGGAAUCGAUGGAUACAUCGCAUUUGGGCUUUAGGGAUUUGCUGGAUUCGCUGGGAGAGUUGGCGUCAGAUUUGGUGUACAGGAUGGUCUGA